UAAUAAUUACAUAGUAACUUUUAUAAGAAUAAUGGAAAUUUCUAAGAUCGACUGCAGUGCUAGUGUUCAGGUUAAAACGCUUUGUAAAGGAUUUGCAGAUAAAGCGCUUGAUAUUUUGCAUAACAAACUUCCAGAGAAAGUUAUUCACUUAGACAAACUUUAUCAAAGCAUCGGGAGAGAUAGUAUUCCUGAUGCAGUCGAAACAGAAUUAUUUUCUCUAAAAAGUUUAGAAAAAGUAAACCUUGGAAUUUCAGAGAAUAAUGAAGUUUUUGAAACAACGUUAAAGAAACGUAAACUUGUUGAAGCUGAAGUUACCAAAGUUUCAAGCAAUUUAAAUUUAUUAAACCGCCUGAAAGUGGUUAAGAUGGAAAUACUACAACUUAUUGAGUACUGCAAAAUUUUGAAAACGUGGAUUCAGCUUCUAAUUCCACGAAUAGAAGAUGGAAACAACUUCGGCGUCUCCAUUCAAGAAGACACUAUCAAUGAAAUUUCACGUGUAGAGGGGAGCGGAUUUUCGGCGCUGGAAAGUAUUGCUAACUACCUCGUGACACGAGGAAAGUUGGUUUCAAAGAUACUAAAGUAUCCACAAAUUCAGGACUACCAAUUAAGCAUUUCUGAAUUAGAUGAAAAAGAAUAUAUAGAUAUGUUAUUUUAUUGUGUAGAUUUGCGGGAUAUAUAUACUACUCUACACGAUAUGAUCAUUAAAAAUAUUGAAAAGAUCAAAAAACCGCGAAGCAGCAACAGCAACACUUCAAUGUACUGA
Molecule: messenger RNA, 763 nt
Organism: Zophobas morio
Lineage: Eukaryota; Metazoa; Arthropoda; Insecta; Coleoptera; Tenebrionidae
Product: proteasome activator complex subunit 3-like
Exons: 7
Coding region: 32-763 (243 amino acids)
Biological process (GO): positive regulation of endopeptidase activity; regulation of G1/S transition of mitotic cell cycle; regulation of proteasomal protein catabolic process
Cellular component (GO): cytoplasm; proteasome activator complex; nucleoplasm
Molecular function (GO): endopeptidase activator activity
Source: RefSeq, a predicted model, not a curated record